AUGGCCAAACUCGCCGAGAAGCUCCCCUCUUUCUUGAGGCCAAAACCAGUUUUCAAUCAGCGCGUGGACACUGAGAAGAGAUAUCAUAUCUCUCGCGCGCUCUACAUCACUUUCUUGGUUGCUCUGGUCAUCCUUUCCACCGGCGUUAUUGGACUGAAGGCCAUGACACUCAACUUCAUUGAAGACAACGAGAACACGGGUUUUGUGUUCGAGACUGAGGAUGCCGAUGUGGAUUCUACUAUACUUGCAGCAUUACCAAGGAUGCUGUAUACUGCACCAGCAAAACUGGCAGUUGUGGCAGCCGCUAUCAGCAUCUUCGUCGGUUCUGGACACGCAGUUUUUGUUGUCAUGGAUUGGAAAGAAGGCAAAAGAACACAAACAUACUCCUUUCGACGCAACAUCAUGUUCCUUCAUUUUACCAACAGCAUCAUGGUACUAUUCUCGUUGGUAUCGAUAUUUGUCACGCAUAAGUCGACAUCGCAUUUCUUCGAGGGCUAUGUCAUUCGCAAGGCUGACCGCCCCGGAGAAGGUGUGCGGUACAAUAUUGGCACAUUCGAUCUUGAAACCUGGAGUUGCGAACUGAAGACCGUGGAGGGUGCGAAGAUGGUAUGGGAAGAUUAUUCGAGACAGUGCGACAUCGAACAAGCAGGCCGGGCCGUUAUGAUUCCCUUCAUGAUUGUUGCAUUCGUAAUCGCUGCUGUCGGCAUUGCAGACAUGAUGAAGUGCCGCCGCCAGGACGCGAAUGGUCUGACGAUGAAGACAGAAGACGUUAACGCAGAAUUCGGCAAGAUGAACGCGGUUUAACUAUCUAAGCCGAUCUUGCUAUUUUUCUUGUUUCUUUGAUGCUCUUAACAGUAAACGCAAAGUUCUGGGCAUUUUCGGGUGUUGGUGGUUCGCUGCAAUUAUCUUACGUCUCUACGAGUGUGUUCCUUUACUUGCAGACAUAAUUAUCGUCGCGCGCAGGUGCGAUCCUCGGCGAAUAUUUUGUUCAACUCGAAAAUUGUACGCGCUACAAUACCGACCUUCGUUACCGUAGACUGGACACUUCUAGCCGGCCUAGUUGUUUGUCAGUCCCGGGUGGGUUCUAGACCUUGUCGCUCGUUCAUGAAUCUUAGAAUCGGCUAUUCCAAGUGUUGGACGCCGGGAUGUUUGUUCUGUUCUUGUUGUAUUAGAUCAUUACCUACGUAUUCAUAAUGAAC
Molecule: messenger RNA, 1199 nt
Organism: Aaosphaeria arxii CBS 175.79
Lineage: Eukaryota; Fungi; Ascomycota; Dothideomycetes; Pleosporales
Exons: 2
Coding region: 1-804 (267 amino acids)
Source: RefSeq, a predicted model, not a curated record